AUGUCGGAGAAAGCAACAAGUGGUCAGGCUGGAGCCCAGCUAAAUGUCUCCGGCAGACGCAGCUCGACUCCCCCGUCCAAUGGCAUUGAGAAUCGUUGCCUCAUUGCGUUGAUUGUGUAUAUUGCUCUAUUGCUAGACAAUGUGCUGUUGACCGUGAUAGUGCCCAUAUUACCAGACUAUCUGGCCAGCCUGGAUAAAUUUGCGGACGAAGCGUAUCGUGUAGAGGACGGAACAUCUCCAUCCUCACCGAUAAUACAUCAGAUGACUUAUCGCAAUGACGAGCCGACGCAAUUCUACAUGACCAAGCAUCCAAUACCCGGCAAAUCGAUGGUGAAUUUUACACUGUUGCAGCUAACGACCACAACGAUGCCCAGUCACUCAGUUGGCAAUAAUGUGACCAUAGUCAAAAACACAACCACAGCAACAACAACAGCCACAACCACAACUGCAAGCAACAUCAACAGCAAUUUUAAUGACCCCAAUAACAGCAUCGGCAGCUUGGCUAGUGAAAAUGGCUCCAUUGGUCUGCUGUUGGCCAUGAAAGCGUUGGUUCAAUUGAUUUUCAAUCCCAUUGUUGGCAAUAUGUCAAGCAAGUGUGGUUACCGACUGCCUAUCGUGGUGGGCACCUGUUUCCUGUUGCUUUCGUCGCUUGUGUUUGCCGUGGGAGAAUCCUAUUGGACCUUGUUGCUGGCUCGUGCUGUUCAGGGCGUCGGAUCCGCCUGCAUUGGCGUGUGUGGCAUGAGUUUGGUGGCACAGCAUUAUCCAGAGGAGGCACGACGCUCCAAGGUCAUGGGAAUAAUACUCGGCAGCAUUGCACUUGGUGUCCUAAUUGGAUAUCCGUUUGGUGGCAUCCUCUAUGAUUUGGCGGGUAAAUCGGCACCCUUUAUUAUUCUCUCGACGGUCAUCUUUCUGAACCUCGGCCUGCAACUGCUUACCAUGGAUUUGUCCGUGCAGCCAGAGAUUAUGGUUGUCAAGCAUGAGACCAAAUGGCGACCGCUGCUCGAGUGCAAAAUGAUAUUGGCCAUUGUCAUUGCCAUCUGGCUGUCCACUUCCACAAUGGCCAUAUUAGAGCCGUGUUUGCCAAUCUGGUUGAUUCAGUAUCUAAAGCCAAAUAAGUGGCAAUUGGGUACAGUGUUUAUUCCGGACUCCGUUGGCUACUUCGUGGGCACCAACUUCUUUGGCAGCAUCGCCUAUCGUUAUGGCCAGGUAAAGAUCUCCUGCAUCAGUCUGCUGCUUGUGGGAAUUGCCUCGAUUUUGAUUCCCAACGCCACAACAGUUGCCCAACUUCUAUUACCGCACUUUGCCCUGGGUCUUGGCAUUGGAGUGAUCGAUGCUGCGUUGGUUCCUCUGCUUGCCACCUUUGUGGAUGCCACGUUGGCCCAGGAGGAAGGCGGAGAAGCCAACAAUUCAAUGUCCAGUUACGGUACGGUCUAUGCCAUACAACAAACUUCAGUUAGUUUGGCCUACUGCCUGGCUCCUUUGAUUGGCGGAGAGUUGGCACAGUCAUUUGGGUUCGCCUGGCUAAUGCGCAUUGUGGGCGUGUUUAACGUCAUCUACGGCCCCAUAUUAGUAUAUUUGUAUCAGAAAUACGAUCCCAAGACACUGAGAGAAAAUCAAAAUGCUUUACUGAUGCAGACCAGUGGACGUGGUUCGCGAUACAAGCAGCUCUAUAACUCCAUGGAUCUUGAAUAAUUACAACCCUGAAUAUAAUCUUAAGCAAUAUAGUAUUGUUCUUAUAGUAGUCAAUCGCCAUGUAAAAACAGCACCAAACUUCAAAUCUAUACAUCUCUUUUAUUUAUGCUUUACUUAUAACAUGGCCAUGACUUAAGUCUCAUCCGAUCCCUACACUUAUAUGGGAGCGGAGAAAAUAUAGUUUCAUUCUGACUUUAAAACCCUUUCGGACCACAACUCGAAUGAGUUUCCAAAUUUUUCAUAUUUUUCUAAUAUUGCAAUAGA
Molecule: messenger RNA, 1956 nt
Organism: Drosophila innubila
Lineage: Eukaryota; Metazoa; Arthropoda; Insecta; Diptera; Drosophilidae
Gene: prt
Product: synaptic vesicular amine transporter
Exons: 6
Coding region: 1-1692 (563 amino acids)
Biological process (GO): transmembrane transport; aminergic neurotransmitter loading into synaptic vesicle
Cellular component (GO): terminal bouton; synaptic vesicle membrane
Molecular function (GO): serotonin:sodium:chloride symporter activity
Source: RefSeq, a predicted model, not a curated record